Paraglomus brasilianum is the source of this 1557-nucleotide messenger RNA. NCBI's taxonomy places the organism in Eukaryota, Fungi, Glomeromycota, Glomeromycetes, Paraglomerales, Paraglomeraceae. The record is from the annotation of a GenBank genome assembly.
AUGGGUCAAACACUAUCAGAACCAGUAAGAGAUAAACAAACUUCCAGCAAUGGAGACCGUCGUCUAAUCUACGCAUUAUCUGAAAUGCAAGGCUGGCGUAUAAGUAUCCUUUUGGUUAUUAGAAGAUUUGGAGCAAAUGAGUUUGUGACAGUAGUGCCUUAUGAAAUAUACAAGACGACUAUUCAAUGCAUGGAGGACGCGCACACCGCAAUUUUGAAGCUCGAAAAUAAGGCGCAGAAAGAAGGAUUUAGCUUCUUCGGCGUUUACGAUGGACACGGUGGUCCGAAUAUUGCUAAAUACAGCGGCGAACAUCUUCAUAAACGUAUCGCCCAUGACGAUGCAUUUGUUCGCGGAGAUUUUUCUUCGUCGAUAAUGAGCGGAUUUCUUGGUCUCGAUGACGACCUUAAGAAUCAUCCCGAAUACCGUACUGAUCCAUCAGGAUGUACAGCUGUUGUCGCACUUAUAACGCCCGAAAAUCGUAUCUAUGUCGGUAACGCCGGCGAUUCUCGUGCGGUAAUCAGUGUGAGAGGCGAAGCGAGACCACUGUCCAACGACCACAAACCACAUAACAAAGAUGAGUCUGAUAGAAUCAAUAAAGCAGGUGGAUUUGUUGAAUUUGGGCGUGUUAAUGGGAAUCUCGCCUUGUCUCGCGCAAUUGGAGACUUUGAAUUUAAGCAGAAUACGGGCCUAGAUGCUAAAGAGCAAAUUGUUACUGCCCACCCGGAAGUCGACGAAUUUACAAUCGACCCAGAGACCGAAUUUAUAGUGCUGGCCUGUGACGGCAUCUGGGACUGUUUAUCAUCACAAGACGUUGUCGCCUUCAUUCGACAAGAGCUAUCCAAAACUGCCUCCCUAAGACUAGCCUGCGAGAAUCUUAUGGAACGCUGCCUAGCUCCUGGUUCAGAUCUUGGUGGUGUUGGCUGCGACAAUAUGACCGUAAUCAUUGUUGGCUUCCUCCAGGGCCGUACCGAACAACAAUGGUACGAUUGGAUAAAAGAACGAGUUGAAGCUGGUAUAGGGCCGACAUUGAGCGAAGAGGCACUUCGUCCCUCGCCUCUACUGUUCCACCCAUUUACUAGUGAGGAUCACGCACUGGACUUGGAAAUUCUAAGUAGUGAAUUGAAGGGCGAUGACUUGAGGGGCACCGAAGAUGAUAUCGCAGCCCAGAACGCAUUGGAAAUUGAGGAAGAUAUUGGUGGAAAGGAAGAUAUUGGUGGAAGGGAAGAUACUAGUGUAAAGAAAGAUAUUAGUGGAAAGGAAGAUAUUAGUGGAAGGAAAGAUAUUAGUGGAGGGGAAACUGCAGGACCAAGCCUCGCAGGAUCAGGUCUCGAUGUGACUACAGGACCAAGUCUCACAGGAUCAAGUCUCAAUGCGAUUGCAGGACCAAGUCUCAAUGUGACUGAAGGAAAGGGUACUAAAAUAGGUGAAUUGAAGGGCGAUGACUUAAGAGGCAGUGAAGGUGGUAUCGCAGCCAAGAACGAAGGGGUAGUUAAUAGGGAAGAUAUUAGUGGAGGGAAAACUGAAGGAAGUGGUACUAAAGUAGGUAAGGCAGAGUAG